This is a messenger RNA of Mesocricetus auratus (golden hamster), 936 nucleotides long. RefSeq names its product olfactory receptor 9Q1. Bases 1 to 936 code for a protein of 311 amino acids. The record is from RefSeq and is a predicted model, not a curated record. The transcript has a single exon. Gene Ontology annotation, molecular function: olfactory receptor activity; G protein-coupled receptor activity; odorant binding. Gene Ontology annotation, biological process: G protein-coupled receptor signaling pathway; sensory perception of smell. NCBI's taxonomy places the organism in Eukaryota, Metazoa, Chordata, Mammalia, Rodentia, Cricetidae. Gene Ontology annotation, cellular component: membrane.
AUGGCCCAGGCAAACCUCACUUUGGUGACAGAGUUCCUCCUCAUAGCGUUCACUGAACACCCAGAACAGGGGCUGCCUCUGUUCUACCUGUUCUUAUUUAUGUAUCUCUUCACUUUACUGGGGAACUCAGGCAUGAUUGUUUUGAUCCGCAUGGAUCGCCGGCUCCACACCCCUAUGUACUUCCUUCUAAGCCAUCUCUCUUUCAUGGACAUCUGCUACUCCUCUGUCACUGUUCCUCAGACAAUGGCCGUUCUGUUGGAGCAUGGGGCUGCUUUAGCCUAUGCACGCUGCGUGGCUCAAUUUUUCCUGUUUACCUUCUUUGGCUCCAUCGAUUGCUACCUCUUAGCCCUCAUGGCUUAUGACCGCUAUGUGGCCGUGUGCCAACCUCUGCUUUAUGUCACCAUCAUGACACAGAAGGCCCUCCUAAGUUUUGUGGCUGGGGCUUAUGUUGCCGGUCUCCUCAGUGCUUUGGUGCGAACAAGCACAGCAUUCUCCCUCUCAUUUUGUGGAAACAAUGAGAUCGACUUCAUAUUCUGUGACCUUCCUCCUCUGUUAAAGCUGACCUGUGGGGAGAGCUACCCACAGGAAUUGGUGAUCAUUGUGUUUGCCAUUUUUGUCAUCCCUGCCUGCAUGGUGGUAAUUAUGGUUUCCUAUCUGUUCAUCAUUGCGGCCAUUCUGAGAAUCCCUUCGGCAGGAGGUCGCGUCAAGACCUUCUCAACCUGUGCCUCCCACCUCACCGCAGUGUCACUCUUCUUUGGCACCCUCAUCUUCAUGUACCUGAGAGACAAAUCCGGCCAGGCUUCAGAAAAGGAUCGGGUAGUGUCUGUAUUCUACACAACAGUAAUUCCCAUGUUGAAUCCACUCAUUUACAGCCUGAGGAACAAGGAAGUGAAGGAUGCUCUAAGGAACGUUCUUAAUAGAGUCAAGGCUGCCUAA